This is a messenger RNA of Penicillium argentinense, 351 nucleotides long. RefSeq lists its product as uncharacterized. Bases 1 to 351 code for a protein of 116 amino acids. Gene Ontology annotation, biological process: mitochondrial respiratory chain complex III assembly. The record is from RefSeq and is a predicted model, not a curated record. NCBI's taxonomy places the organism in Eukaryota, Fungi, Ascomycota, Eurotiomycetes, Eurotiales, Aspergillaceae. The transcript has 3 exons. Gene Ontology annotation, cellular component: mitochondrial membrane.
AUGUCGCGCGCGGGGCUCUGGUUAAAGACCAUUGCCGGUGGAAUUCUGAUUUCCAUCGGCGGCCCAGCAUUCGUCGAGUACAUCCGGCCAACCGACGAGGAACUGCGCAAGCGGUAUAACCCGGACCUGCAGAAGCGCGCUGCCGAGCAGGGGAGUCGCAAGGAGCAGGAGUUUGAUGACUACGUGAAUAAGUUGAAGGAGUGGUCCAAGUCGGAUAAGUCGAUUUGGUACGCCGCCCAGGAAGAACAAGAUCGCAAACGCGCCGUCGAGGAUGCCGCCCGCGUGCAGGCAAAGGAGCAGGCUCGGGUACAACGAGAGGAAAUGCGCAAGGAGAUGCUGGGCGAGAAAUGA